AUGCUGUCCACGAGAGCGGCGCCCAGCAAGGCUGUCAGCCUCUCGCGGACCGCCGUGAGGGGCCUGGCCACCGUGCAGGAUGGCACCCCCAAGCGGACCUACGGAGGUCUCAAGGACCAGGACCGCAUUUUCCAGAACCUCUACGGACGAUAUCCCGCCGACCUCGCGAGCGCGAAGAAGAUGGGCGACUGGCACAAGACCAAGGAGAUUAUCCUCAAGGGCCAUGACUGGAUCAUCAACGAGGUCAAGGCCUCGGGCCUGCGAGGUCGCGGUGGCGCCGGCUUCCCCUCGGGCCUCAAGUGGUCUUUCAUGAACUUCAAGGACUGGGACAAGGACACGAAGCCGCGAUACCUGGUCGUCAACGCCGACGAGGGCGAGCCCGGCACCUGCAAGGACCGCGAGAUUAUGCGCAAGGACCCCCACAAGCUCGUCGAGGGCUGCCUUGUUGCCGGCCGAGCCAUGAACGCGACCGCCGCCUACAUCUACAUCCGAGGUGAAUUCGUCUACGAGGCCCAGGUCCUCCAGAACGCGAUCAACGAGGCGUACAAGGAAGGGCUCAUCGGCAAGAACGCCUGCGGCUCCGGCUACGACUUUGACGUCUUCAUCCACCGCGGUGGUGGUGCGUACGUCUGCGGCGAGGAGACGUCUCUCAUUGAGUCGCUCGAGGGCAAGCCCGGCAAGCCGCGUCUUAAGCCCCCGUUCCCCGCUGCCGUCGGUCUCUUCGGCUGCCCUUCCACGGUCGCCAACGUCGAGACGGUGGCCGUGGCGCCGACCAUCUGCCGCCGCGGUGGCAGCUGGUUCGCCGGCUUCGGCCGCGAGCGUAACCAGGGCACCAAGCUGUACUGCAUCUCCGGCCACGUCAACAACCCCUGCACGGUCGAGGAGGAGAUGUCCAUCCCCCUUCGCGAGCUCAUCGACAAGCACUGCGGUGGCGUGCGCGGUGGCUGGGACAACCUGCAGGCCAUCAUUCCCGGUGGCUCGUCGACGCCCAUCCUGCCCAAGUCGGUCUGUGACGACCAGCUGAUGGACUUUGAUGCGCUCAAGGAUAGCCAGUCCGGUCUGGGUACCGCUGCCGUCAUCGUCAUGGACAAGAGCGCCGAUGUCGUCCGCGCCAUUGCUCGGUUGAGCCACUUCUACCGCCACGAGAGUUGCGGCCAGUGCACGCCGUGCCGAGAGGGAAGCAAGUGGACGGAGCAGAUCAUGUCGCGAUUCGAGAAGGGCCAGGGCCGCGAGCGGGAGAUUGACAUGCUCCAGGAGCUGACGAAGCAGGUCGAGGGACACACCAUUUGCGCUCUGGGAGAGGCUUUCGCCUGGCCCAUCCAGGGCCUGAUCCGCCACUUCCGGCCCGAGCUGGAGGCGCGGAUGCAGAACUUUGCCAAGGAGAACGGCGAGGCGCUGGCUGGCGGUUGGGCGCGCGACACCCGGGCCCAAGGGAAGCUGACUUCUCCCGGAAUGUAA
Messenger RNA from Purpureocillium lilacinum, 1458 nucleotides. RefSeq names its product NADH dehydrogenase [ubiquinone] flavoprotein 1, mitochondrial. The record is from RefSeq and is a predicted model, not a curated record. Gene Ontology annotation, molecular function: 4 iron, 4 sulfur cluster binding; NADH dehydrogenase (ubiquinone) activity; FMN binding. Lineage: Eukaryota; Fungi; Ascomycota; Sordariomycetes; Hypocreales; Ophiocordycipitaceae.